This is a messenger RNA of Stegastes partitus (bicolor damselfish), 2155 nucleotides long. It is a transcript of the gene spint2, whose product is annotated as serine peptidase inhibitor, Kunitz type, 2. The record is from RefSeq and is a predicted model, not a curated record. The transcript has 10 exons. Gene Ontology annotation, molecular function: serine-type endopeptidase inhibitor activity. The coding region runs from base 134 to 1105 and encodes 323 amino acids. NCBI's taxonomy places the organism in Eukaryota, Metazoa, Chordata, Actinopteri, Pomacentridae.
CGACAACAAAAAGCCAUCAGACACGGAAGUGAACGUUCGCUGCUCGCGGAGGAGAAACUCGGUGUGAUUCGGAACAAGUCCCGUCCAGAGACUCGGUGUGACUCGGUUCGGUUCGAACGGACUCGCUGUGAGGAUGAUACUGCCGCUCGGCCUGCUGCUCGGCUCCGGCCUGGUUCUGGCUCUGGCUCUGGAAGCCGGACCGACUCCGUACGUCGUCCCGCUUCUGCAUCUGGAGCCGCGGAACAACGAGUCCAGCCACGUCCUUUGCCGGCUGCCUGUGAAGGUGGGUUCCUGCCGAGCCUCCUUUCCCAGGUUCUUCUACGACGUCACCAAUCAGACCUGCAGCAGCUUCGUCUACGGCGGCUGUGAGUCCAACGGAAACAACUUCAACACCCUGGAGGAGUGUGAGUCCACCUGCUCAGGUGUCUCAGAAAUGUCUGCUGAGGAAUACGCAGAGCACUGCGAGGCGGAGCUUCAGGUGGGUCCCUGCAGGGCGGCGUUCAGACGCUGGUACUACAACAGGGAGGCAGGUAGCUGUCAGCAGUUCACCUACGGAGGCUGCAAGGGAAACAAGAACAACUACGUCAGCGAGGAGCACUGCGUGGCUACCUGCUCAGUCACUGUCCUGCCGUCCUCUAAGAAAGUCUCAGAUGCUGCUGCUGCCGAUGAAGCGUUGGCUGCAUUGAGAGAUCACUGCCUGGUGGGCCCAGACCCUGGACCCUGCCGAGCCGCCUUCCCCAUGUUCUACUACAACCCGGACUCCGCCUCCUGUCAGUCAUUCAUGUAUGGUGGUUGCCAGGGCAACGAGAACCGGUACGGCUCGGUGGAGGAAUGUAUGAGCCGCUGCAGCGAAGACGGUCGCUUUGACGGUCGAGGAAAAACCAGGAACCGCUGGACUGCGGCUUUCUUCCUCUUCGUCACGCUGGCCAUCAUCUCCGCUCUGCUGCUGGCGACGCUCGUCUUCAUCACACUGAGACGCCACCGUCUUUCCCGCCGCCCGUCCUCCGUCAGCGAUAAGGAGGAGCUGCUUCCAGACUCAGACGAGCUGUCCUCUCUGGACUCUCUGUCGGUUCCUGAGAGCCCCACACCUCAGCAGAAGGCCUGAGGAGCCUCCGGGGUUCAUGUUUUAUGAAGAGGAUCUGUGGUCAAUGAGCGAGUAAAACAUGUCAGCUUCCCUUCACACAGCAGCAGAGAUCAAUGUCUUUAUUGAUCAUCACUUCAUUCAUCUGUGCUUUUAUUUGCAUUAAACACGCAGAACACUGAGAGCUCGAUGUUUUCACACUUUUCUGAUUCACUGCAGAAACUGCUAGCUUAGCUUAGCAUAAACACUGCAAACAGUUUGGGAGCUAAAUUCACCUACCAGCCCAUAUCCACUGCUCCGGAGCCCCAGACCCCCAUGUUCACCUGUGCAGUUAUGGACAGGUGAGCACCACACCUGUCCAUACCUGCACAGGUGAGCACCACACCUGUCCGUACCUGCACAGGUGAGCACCACACCUGUCCGUACCUGCACAGGUGAGCUACUUGUCACUGGUCAUUACUGUUACACUAGCGAUGGAUUAAACAAUGUUAAAAAGCUACCUGAAGCCACAGAUGAAGUCAGAUCUGCAGUUGUUCUCUGCUGAAGGUUUUUUGUUUCUUUUGCUUUGUGCAUCAAAUCAGUCAAAUGAAGGCGUCACGUUGAUCGUUCAUUGUAUGACUUUUAUAUUUAUGGGUGAAAUUAGAAUUGUGAUCAGAGGUGUGUUUUAAUUAAAUCAGUGAAACUUUAAAUCUGUAGUUUUCUGUGACAUGUGCAGCUUCUCAGCCCAGUUUGAAGAAGAAACAUGAAUUAAGAUUUUGGUUUAGAUACAAGAACAAACUGAAUAAAUUACGAUGAGCAUUUGAAAUAAAUCCUGAAAAAACUUUCUAAGAAAUUAUGAAAUUUAGGCCAAAACUUGAGAUGAACUGCGAACACUACAGUUCCCACGAUGCCCCUGGUGUGACUCAUCGUCACCACCUACAGGCUGAACUGAUGACACUGCACUGACCACAGAAUCAGAGUUUUAUUGACUAUUGAAGGACUAUUCAAGGCUGAUCAUUUACUGUUUGACUAUUUAUCAGUCUCAAACUUUAGAACUGUGUCUGUGCCUGAAAAUAAAGUUGUUUUCCUUUAAAA